ACACGUCCAACAAACACACGUCCCAGACACAUACGCGUCCCACACACACACACAUAGACACACACGCACACUUCUUCCAAUAAAUAUUUAUAGGCCUCUAUAUAUUGAUCAGUAGUUUAUAUUGGACAUGGACAUUAUUUGUGGGUGUACCUGCCAGGGCACACUUGAACCAUAAAGUAAAUAAAGUAAGCAACCUCUAUAAUCCUCCGAUUUGCUGUUGUGUUUUCCAUAUAAAGGCUUUAAUACAGUUUUUAAUCACUGUAAUGUCAGUUGGAAGAUAGAUCAACAACAUUGUUCCCUCUUAAACUCAAUAGCUCGUGGAAAAAGAGAAUCGUUCAAAACUCUAAUUGAAAUCAGCGCGGUUACAGAAUGAGGUCUGGAUGAGGUCUAAUAAAGUCACCAGCAUGGUGGUCCGUGAAAUGGUUAGAGAUUAUAUGGACCAUAUAGUUUGAGUCUGUUUGUGUUAGGCUAAGUGCAUUGACGAGUGGUUUCUCCACAAGGAAGCAGGUCUAAUUAAUCUGUUAAGAGAGCAUGCAGCUGUUUUGGCGUGAAUUGUGCCACAUAUUUUGAAGUGCUUCAAAAAAAAUUAACUAGAAUAAUGUUGUUUUAACGGAGCGAAGCAUAUGGAGCACAAAUCUUGGCUUCAAAUAUUACAAGUCUAUUUUUUAUGUGAAAUGUAUUUAACAUUUGUUGUGUACCUAAACUAAGAGUGGACUCAAAUAUUCCUUUUCAAUUUUAGGUCCAUUAAAUGCGCUGGCCGCUACCUUAAGUCUUACAAAACAAUUGGCCUUGCUGUCCCCUGGUAUAAAGGCUUGUUAAAGUAUAUUUGAAGCUUUUGAUGCUCCUGAAUGAGUUUCCUGGCAUACUGCGGGGAAAAAAUCCAUUCUAAACCUAGAUAUGAUAUGAAUAUCACUUUGGUUUAUGAUAGUCAAGUCGUAAACGUAGUCAAGUUGUGGAGGGUUCUCUAUUCAUCUUUCCUUGGCUCUCUCCUCCCCUCACCAGGCCCUCAUUUUGUCCUUGUUUCCCUUUCACUCUUUCUCCCUUUCCAUCUCUAUUCGUAUCUAUUGUUCUCUCUGUCUCUGACAGACUCCGUCCCAUCUGCGUUUAUGUCAUAGAAUUGGUUUGGCUUGGUCUAAUGCGCACCAUCCAAGUAUACAUACAUUCACCCCUAUAUCCUGAAAGCAUUCCAGCAGUCCAAUCUGCAUCGCAGAUUAGACGGCAAAAAACAACCCAACCCAGCCACACGUUUCGGCUUCAAGUAGAUCACCUACAUGCAAACCAAACCAACCCCCUUUUCCCUCCACUCAAUCCCCAGACUUCUGUGAACCGGCCACUAGCUUGGCUGUCAUUCAGAGUUCACUCUGGACCAUGACAUAGAGGCAACAUACAGUAACACAGUUUAAGUGUCUGCUUGUGUUUUGGUUACACGGUUUGAUUUUGCUGCUCCCACAACCACCCACAGUCAACGCACGCGCGCGCACACACACACACACACACACACAGGAUGUGCUUCCUCUUUGGUUACUUUUUUUUUUUUUUCUUUCCGAGCUCGCAUUCAGACAGACGAGGAAACCAUUGAGACAGAAAGAGAGACAUACAGUCACGGUUAACAGUCAGAUCUGUAAGCAGAACAGCGGAUAUGUUACAAGACAGUUCUCAGAGGAUGCAGACUGCCUCCUCAAGACCGUCUGUCAGAUGUCGGAUCCGGUAUCUCACAACAACCAACUGAAUUUGUGCUCUCCUUGCUACUAACUGCUAUUUUAUAUGCACACACAUAUUGCGGGGAUGUCCUAUUUCUCCAGAUAUUUCUCGCCAUCUAUCCCUCUCCCUCCCCCUCCAUCUCGUUCUCCCCCUCACGCACACUCCCUCCCUCCUUGUGUACAUAGCGCUUCUCUAUGAAGGCAAGGCUCCAUGUGCUCCUAUCUGAUUGGCUGUGCAGUGAAAGGAUGAUGUCAUUGCUACCCAAACAGGAGGGUGGGAGGGCGGUUAGUGGUGGAGAAGGGUAGACGCACUCCGAGAGGGAGAACCAGCCUCCUCUCAUUAAGGAAGCACAGAGGGGGAGACACACACACACACACACACACACACACACACACACACACACACACACACACACACACACACACACACACACACACACACACACACACAGGCUGCAAAUCAUGGAAAUGUGAGAGCCAAGAAAUUGGGGUGAGGUUAUAAGAGUGGCAUAAUAAUAUAACAUUAUAAGGUUAUGAUCCAUUGCUGCUUGCUGCCAGCUAAAUGUGUGUGCGUUCGCAUGCAUCGAGAUGUGCAUGCGUGUACAAAGUGUGCAUGAAGAGAGGAAGAGAUUUUGGGUGAGUAAGUAAGUAUGAACAGAGCAUGUCAGGGCAUGAUAUUAGGAGAUACCGAUCAGAAAAUACAUGGAGUGAACCCAAAAUAGCAUAUGGUAGGUGCACCAGUGUGUGCGUGCGAGCGAGUGCAUGCGUGGACAAGGAAAUACUAAUCAGAGAGAGAGGGUGAAACUAAGAGAGCCAUAUUCUCCCUUCCAGAUUACCUGGCAAAUUUGAGCUGGCAAGUCUGCUUGGCUUAUUAUGAGGAUGGACACACCUUGCCCCAAUCUUCCCCUCCCUCUGUCUCUGUCAUCACUUCCAAAACUAUAUGCAGCUUUACAGUUUUGAAGGAAGGCGAAUAAAACCAAGAACGUUUUUUGGUGAUUGUUGAAACCAAACCCAUGUUGGUUGAACCUUCUGUAAUGCGGCAACAAUUUUUCGGCGGAGAAUUCUGUAAAUUGAGUGCAGUUAUUGAUCCGACAUGCAUAAUACAUUUGAAAUAAGGGGAUGGUCAUACAAACAAAACUGGUUGCUAGGUCCUCGACCACAUAUAAGCAUCCAUGUUCCUUUAGAUGGUAAAUGUUCUCCACACGAGCAUCUUGAAAUGUAAUAACCCUUAUGAAUGUCCGAAAUGGCCCCACCCCUCGGCUUCCGUUUGGCUAUGGCUUUAAAUAGCACCUCAUUAAGUGCCACGGUGGUAAUGGUGUCACUGUGCGGUAAUUUGUAACACGUUGUGAUAAGAAGGGUCAACCAAGGAAAAUCUUGAAAUCCGACCGACUCUACGACCAAUCGAUUGGUCUAAAAAUCUAGAUUGACCCAAUCAACCAGUGGUAGCCAAAAUAUCAUGCGAGGGUCUCGGUGGAAGAUUCAAUGCUAGGUUUGGUUCUGUGCUUAAUAUUAUCGGUUCCAAUGCAUGCCAAGGUGCUAAUUCUGAUACGUUCAUACUCCAAGCGUUGACGGAGCAUCGCAGACACUGCCUACCGUUUUUAGAAUGCUAACACACCUUCUUGACAUGGUGGCAAUAAUUUGUAGCGAGUAAAUAUUCUGUAGGUAGAAAAUUAAGUUGUGAUACCAGGGUGUUUUGACCACCUGCCUUCCGAAUAGUACAAUUAUUAAACAAUACGGUCAUUAUAACUGAAACUGCAGUGCCUUGAAUUUUUUUUUCACAAUACAUUUUAUAUCUAAAACAAUAUAACUAAUAUAAAAUGCAUCAGUUUGCAUAUCACACAUCACAUCCCUCUCGAAAAGAAUGGCCAAAGAAGCAUUUUUUCCCCGGGAACACCAGCGCAUGUCCGAACAAUGACAACUUGGUCGAACAAGUGCAUAUUGAUCAACCAAUCGACCUACCGACCUGAACUUGACAGCCCUAGUAACAAGCGUGCCUGGAUCAGCCUCAUGCAGCAUGCAUCCCCGCCCCCGUCCCUAUGUGAAUCAAACUGCGUUGCUUUUUGUCUUCUUUUAUACUAUACUGGUUUGGGGUGGGGACGGUGGCUGUUUCAUUUAUGCUCAUCCACCCUAAUUCACCUUUAUUAUAGCUCUGUGCCUACAGAGAACGCAUGGGGGAAGUGAGCGGGGUUGCCUCCAUACGUUCAGUUUUAUGUUACAGCCGGAUCAAUAGAGGUGCUGCCUCCCACUUUCCCCUCCUUUCCCUUCUGUCUCCAUCUCAAUCUCCCCUCGUCCACAUCCAUCUAAUGCAGUUUCCAUAGCUCUCCCCUGGCACCCUCCCUCCAUCCAUCUUCUUUCACAGCCCUCCCUCCUCUCUGCUCUCCUCUCCUCCCAGCCCCUCCCUGCCUGCUUUUUCGCUCGCUGCACAGGUGAUGUCAUUCUUUUUCAGCUGGGAUCUCCACCCUCCCUCCCCCUAUUCCUCUCUCUCCCUCUCUCCUCUCCCUCACACGCACACUCUGUCUUCCUCCUCACAUUAGAGGGGCUGGCUCUUUGUGGCUAAACAGCCAAUCCGCGGAGGAAGAGGAGGAAAGUGCAACGCUGGGAGGAAAGCUUGUCCUCGGGAUAGCAGAGCAAGGGCAGCUUCAUCGCCCUCCUCCCCUCUCACCCGUCCUGCACACCUGCUCCUGUGUUUCCUUUUCCAGCACUUGCAGCAGUGUCGGAAUUUCCUGGACACAUUUUAAUGCACACUCGCCACGCCACCUCGGGAGAUGGCUAAGGAGGAAAAGGAGGAAGGGAGUUGCUGAGAGACAAGACGGUCUGUCGGACAGAGAGACGGGAGUGUUCCCCACUUGGGGGAGAUGGGAUCCAGGGAGGGCACAGGGUGACUGCAAGCCUGAGGAGGUGGAUUCCCCUGAGGUUCUGCUGACACAGGCCUUUGUCUUUUUGCAUUGUUUCUCCGGAUCUGCUUCAUCUCUACGGGAACCUUUUAAUUAUUUAUCUGAAGAGAGAUUAAAGUAGUUCAUCACAGGGAUCCCCAGAUCAGAGCUCGGUGAUCCUUUCCACUCGCGGGGCGAGGAAAAGCCCGGGUCUACCUGUGGCCGGCAGGUCAGCCCAACUUGAGCUCCCAAGUUUGCGCGUGACGGCGCUCCCUGGUGCGUGUCCCCCACCCAGGUCUGGGCUGUCAGCCUUCCAACACACUGGAUGUAGCGACCCGGGAGGAGGCUGGUUCUGUCUGCCGCCUGGAGCCCCUCUCUCCGCGCGGGCUGCCCGGAUGCCUCCACCCCCCGCUGCCAGAGGGGUUCUGUCUGCGCUGACGGAAUAAACUGCAAACCCGCCGCUGUCGGCCGUGCGACAACAUUCAGGAUUUAUACGGGCGGGUGUUGUUUGGAGGGAAAUUCCCUUUUCAAAUCCACCAAGGCUCGUCAGAAUAAGAGCAGAAGACGGAGGACCACCUCACAGCCUCCACUGUGGGGGAUGGGUUUAUUUUGAAGCUUUAUUGACCUUUUGCUUUUUUGUUAUAUUUAUCAAUUUUAUUUUAUUUAAUCUGCGGUAGAACGAGAAGGGAAACUUUCCAUCUCUCGCUCCAUUCCCUGUUCCCGUGGAAAUGGCUUUCCUCGUCCGUUGCUAUGCCAACUGCUUGCAGCCGUGGUCCUCUAAACUUCCAGCGGACCUGAAUAAGAUGCACCUGACCGACCACGCCCACCAGCAGGUGAUGCAUGUGCCACCCAGCCAAUCAGGAUGCAGCAUUGCUAGCGACUCAGGGAGCAGCAGCCUAUCAGAUUUAUAUCAGGCCACGGAGAGUGAGGUGGGGGACGUGGACCUGUCAGGCCUGCCAGAGGCUGCAGUGGACAGUGAGGAGGAGGAGGAGGAGGAUGAAGACCUGGAGAGGUCCACAGACGCCCUGCUGGGCCGCGACCUGGUCCGCGAGUGCCUGGAGAAAGAGCCGGCCGACCGCAACGACGAUGACAUCGAGCAGCUGCUGGAGUUCAUGCACCAGCUCCCGGCCUUCGCCAACAUGACCAUGUCGGUGCGCCGGGACCUCUGCGGGGUCAUGGUGUUUGAGGUGGUGGAGCAGGACGGCACCGUCGUGCUGCAGGACAAGCAGGAGCUGGACCUGUGGUACGUGAUCCUGAACGGAACAGUGGAGAUCAGCCACACGGAGGCCCGGGUGGAGACGCUCUGCAUGGGCAACAGCUUCGGCCUGUCGCCUUCGCUGGACAAGCAGUACAUGAGCGGGGAGGUGCGCACCAAGGGAGACGACUGCCAGUUUGUGUGCGUGGCUCAGGAGGACUACUGGCGCAUCCUCAACCACGUGGAGAAGAACACGCACAAGGUGGAGGAGGAGGGCGAGAUCGUCAUGGUGAAGGAGCACCGCGAGCUAGACCGCAGCGGCACGCGCAAGGGGCACAUCGUCAUCAAGGGGACCCCCGAGCGUCUGAUCAUGCACCUGGUGGAGGAGCCGUCUGUGGUGGACCCCACCUACAUCGAGGACUUCCUGUUGACCUACCGCACCUUCCUGUCCAGCCCUAUGGAGGUCGGCAAGAAGCUGCUGGAGUGGUUCAUGGUCGACACCCUCCGAGACACGGUGACCAGAAUCGUACUGCUCUGGGUCAACAAUCACUUCAAUGACUUUGAGGGCGCCCCGGCCAUGACCCGCUUCCUGGAGGAGUUUGAAAAACACCUAGAAGAGACGAAGAUGAAGGGCCACCUGCGGCUGCUGAACAUCGCGUGUGCCGCCAAGGCCAAGUGUAGGCAGAUCACCCUCCAGAAGGCGUCCAGGGAGGCCUCGCUCUCCUUCAGCCUGCACGGGGGCAGCGAGAGGGGCUUCGGCAUCUUCGUGGAGUCUGUGGAUAUUGGUAGCAAGGCGGCCGAGGCCGGACUGAAGCGGGGUGACCAGAUCAUGGAGAUCAACGGUCAGAACUUUGAGAACAUCUCCUACACCAACGCCGUGGACAUCUUGAGGAACAACACCCACCUCUCCAUCACCGCCAAGACCAACAUAUUCGUCUUCAAGGAGCUGCUGAGCAGGAUCGUGCACGAGAAGCAGAACGGCGCGCCGCACAUCCCCAAGAUCCACGAGAAGAAGGGCAACCGCUUCUCCAUCUCCAACCUGCCGGGCGACAUGGAGUUCCCCAGCGACCACAAGAGCACCAGGAAGAUGAAGGCCAACACCGUGUCGGGGGGCCGCAACAAGAUCCGCAAGAUGCUGGAGAAGACGCGCUUCAGCAUACUGCCCCCCAAGCCCUUCAGUGACGGCGGCGUGGGCCAGUCCCAGGACGACAGCAUCGUCGGCACCAAGCAGUGCCGGCAUAGUGUGGCCAUCAUGCCCAUUCCCGGGAGCCUUUCCUCCAGCAGCCCCGACCUGCUGCAGCCCGCCUCCAGCGUGCUGGACUUCUCCAACCCUGCAGCCUUGGGACUCUACUACAUCCCUGAUCAGGUGAUCCGGGUGUUCAAGGCCGACCAGCAGAGCUGCUACAUCAUCAUCAGCAAGGACACCACGGCCAAGGACGUGGUGUCCCACACGGUGAACGAGUUCGGCCUGCUGGCCUCGCCCGAGACCUACUCCCUGUGCGAGAUGUCGGUCAGCCCCGAGGGCGUCAUCAAGCAGCGGAGGCUGCCCGACCAGCUCUCCAAGCUGGCCGACCGCAUCCAGCUCAACGGCAGGUACUACCUGAAGAACAACAUGGACACGGAGACCCUGUGCUCGGAUGACGACGCUCAGGACCUCCUUCGGGAGAGCCAGAUCAGCCUGCUGCAGCUCAGCACGGUGGAGGUGGCGGCGCAGCUCUCCAUGAGGGACUUCGAGCUCUUCAGGAACAUCGCCUCAACCGAGUACGUGGACGACCUGUUCAAGCUGGACUCGCGCUCCGGCAGUGGCCACCUGAAGCAGUUUGAGGAAGUGAUCAACCAGGAGACCUUCUGGGUCGCCACGGAGAUCCUGAAGGAAGGCAACGCGCUGAAGAGAAUGAAGACCAUUAAGCACUUCAUCAAGAUUGCCCUGCACUGCCGGGAAUGCAAGAACUUCAACUCCAUGUUUGCCAUCAUCAGCGGCCUGAACCUGGCCCCAGUGGCCCGUCUCCGGGCAUCCUGGGAGAAGCUGCCCAGUAAGUACGAGAAGCUGUUCACGGACGUCCAGGACGUGUUCGACCCCUCGCGGAACAUGGCCAAGUACCGCAACGUGCUGAGCAGCCAGAGCAUGCAGCCUCCCAUCAUCCCCCUGUUCCCUGUGGUCAAGAAGGACCUCACCUUCCUGCACGAGGGUAAGGACUCCAGCGUGGACGGCCUGGUGAACUUUGAGAAGUUGCGGAUGAUCGCCAAGGAGAUCCGCCAUGUGGUGCGCAUGACCUCCGCCAACAUGGACCCUGCCCUUAUGUUCCGACAGAGGAAGAAGAGGUGGAAGAGUUUAGGGUCCCUCAGCCAGGGCAGCACCAACUCCAACAUGCUGGACGUGCAGGGCGGCGCCCACAAGAAGCGCGUGCGCCGCAGCUCGCUGCUCAACGCCAAGAAGCUGUACGAGGACGCGCUCAUGGCGCGCAAGGUCAAGCAGUACCUGUCCAACAUGAGCGUGGAGACCGACGAGGAGAAGCUCCAGAUCCUCUCCCUGCACUGCGAGCCCUCCUACAGCACCCUGUCCAAGAGCCUGAGCGAGCGGCGCUCCACCAAGUCGGACAUGUCCCCGGUGUCCCUGCGCUCUGCCCUGCCCUCGGGCAAGGCCCAGAACCGGGUGUCCCAGGUCCUGCAGGUCCAGGUGCCACUGUACCCACUGCGCAAGAAGAGCACCGCCAAGGACCUCAACACGCCCAGCACAGCGUCCCCCCAGGUGGUGAAGAAGCCCCCGGUGAGCACAGCAGACGAGUGGAGCUCCAAGAGGCCUUGUGAGGACACGGUGUCCACGGUGUCCUCGCUCCACUCCAGCCCCACUGUGUCCCCACAAGGCUCCCCGCGCAAAGCAGGUGGCGUGGUCAAGUCCCACAACUCCAGCCAUAUGAACCUGUCGGGCUCCUCGUCCUCGCUGACCAGCGACGCCAGCACCAAGGCGGGCACGGCAAGCCUGCGCAGCUACGGCAUAGGCUAUGCCCUGCUGCCGGCCGGUAAGGCAGACAGCCUGUCGGACUCCAGCCACAGCGAGAUCUCCUCGCGCUCCAGUAUCUGCUCGGUGGACUCCAUGCUCACGCCCGGCCCCGACGACAACAGGUGUCACGGCAGCCGCUCUGCCAUCGCCACGACGACGACGGCCCCCGUGGCCGCCACCGGCGUAGCCAUGGUUGAGAGCAGCAGCAACAACAGCAGCUGCUCCAACACCAACACCACCACCCACCACCAUGCUGCCUUCGCCGCGCGGACUGGCGGACAGGACUACGGCCAUCCUUGCACAAGCUCCCCCUCACCUCUGGCCAGCAGUCGUCUGGGCCCUCCCUCCGCCUGCUCCUCGGUGGCGGGGGAGGACCCCGGCCUCCCUGUGUUGGACAGCGGGCGCGGCAGCUGGACCUCCAGCUCCUCCACCUCCCACGACUCCUUCCCCAGCCUCCCCUUGUCGUCCUGCCGGCCCUGGGACCACGGCACCCACCCCGCCCCGGCCCUGCUGGCCUCCGGCUACCGCUACCCCCAGGCGCCGCCGCCGGGCCCCGGGUCCGAGGCGGGGGCGGGGGCGGGGGGUCACGCGCGCCACGGCAGCAGGGACUCUGAGUCCAGCGGCGGCGGCGGCGGCGGGCGCUCGCGGCAGAGCUGGGCGUCGUCCGGCUCGCUGUCGGACGCCAACGAGGGGAACUACGGCACGGUGAAGCGCCGCCACGCCUCCGGGAACCCCCCCUCUCCCGCAGACGAGGAGGGGGCCGGGCCGGGCGCAGACCCCGCCUACAAAACGGUGACGUCCAGCACGGACAAGGGCCUGAUAGUGUAUUGCGUGACGGCGGGGGGCGGCAGGGACGAGCGUUACCAUGCCCCUCCUCCCACCCCUCCAGGCUACCAGGGGCUGGCCCUGGGGGACCUGGGGUACUCGGACCCGCCCCCGCGGCCCCCCAACCUCAAGCCGCCCGAGUACAGCGUGGCGCUCCAGAGGAGCAGGCUGCUGCACAGCCCCGGGGUGGGGGGGGGGCUGGCCGCCAGCCUCCAGCACCACCACAACCACGGCAACAGCAACCAGCACCGGGACACGGGGCGGUCGCCGGGGGCCGCCGCCGGCCUGGGCUGCUCCAGACCGGCUAGCAUCUGCCUGCCGCCGCCGCGCCUGGGCCUCGCAGACAGUGAGGAUGAUGAACAGGUGUCGGCCGUGUAGGGGUGGCCUCAUCGCAGCACACAGAGCACCUGGGCCCCUCCCGUGGUGUACGGGCUUACGGAGCUAGCUGCCCCAUGUCUGGCCAGAGCACACUUUCCCCCCCUGGCCGGCCUUCAUUCAACAGCCACACACGGACCCACGCGGACCUGGACUCUGACUCCCUCCUGGAUGAACUUCACCUCGCUUCCUAACUUCAAAGCACCACCCAAGGAGAUUGUCAAUAUUACAGCUCCAUACAGCCUUGUGCAAGCCAUGUACAAAUGGAUUAUUUUUAUACUUGGUAUUCAUUUUAAAGACUUGAUUUUGAGUGAGGACAUUGAUCAAAGACUGGACAAGGGUUGGGACUCGUCUGCGGGACAACGGAGAGGGACUAGUUGCAGCCCGCUGGACUCUUGGGUUAAAUGUCAGGGGUUGGGUUUGGUCUUAGCAGUCCAGAGUGCUUUUUAUGGGGCAAGCUACAGUGUGUUAUUGUUAUUCAGUAUUUCGGUGGUCGGCUUUUUUGUGUUAGCAGUUUACUUGAACAUAAAACAGCCUGAGAAAUCAUAGCUGGGCUUUACGUCGCGUUCACAACAGUCUUUUGGUUGGAUUUUUUGCUCACCGUUAUCAGCAAGCGGCUGUUCUACAGAAAGAAACCUAGCGUUUUGCUAGAGGUGAUCUCUUAUAAGAUUUAAUAUUUCCUAAAUUAAGGUAGAAUCAUAUAUAGUUUUUAAGCGGCUUUUAUAUAAUCCAAAGUUGUGAUGAUCACCAUGCUACAUUUUUUAAUUAGGUAAACCUGUCAAACCAUAGUUUCUGUUUCUUAAAUGGUUUUGCUACUUCUGGCAGAAAGCAGAUUUAGCGAGCCUGUCUUUAAAGAAAAUCGAAUGUAUCUGCUGUCCAAUCUCCAGGCAAUAAGUUUGCCUCAAGAUGCCACGUUUUAAACGUUUGACUAUAGGCCCCGAUGUCAAACUCUGUUAAACACAAAAACAGAAGCUGCUGAUGGACGUUGGUCGAAACAAAUGAAAACCACAUUCAAUUUGAUUAGAACUGGCAAAAGGCUUUAUCACCACUGUGAUACUCGCACUGUUUACUGUAGCCACGACAACUGGAGGCCAUCCAACCCAAGAGACGCCAGCGGACCCUAUGCUUACUUUAACGUGUGUGUGCGUGUGCGUAUGUAUGUGUGAUUGUAUGUGUGUUAUUGUGGAGCACUUAAUUACUUGUUAAGCUUUAUGAAAAAGGACAGCAGAGGGGGUCCUGGUGAUCCUGUGAGUGUCCCGCAUCCCGGUCUCUCUGGGGGGUCUCCGGACGUCCCGUCAGAAUAGCUAUGGACCUCUUCAGCAGCAUGUUGCAUGUCAUGUCGAAAGAGCCGACCCAAAAACGGCACAUUAACUCACUUUCAGCGAGCUUGGUAACAAAACAUGUGCUGCAAUUUCAGUUGAUCAUUGUUAUUAGGUGAGCAUCGUAUACACACACUCACCCGCCAAGCUUUACAUGGCACGCUUUAAGACACAGGAAUGCCUUUUUUAACAGCCAACAUUGUUUAUGCUGAUGUUGACGUGUUUUGUUUACAUUGUUAUAGGAGACUAGUAGUUGUCUUUUAUUUGUUUUUUUUAUUAUUACAGGCAGACAUUUAUUGAGCUCCAAUGCUCUGGCGUAAGGCCACCUUGGUUCAGUGCAGUUGUAUGAUUCAUCUUUUACUAGAGAAGCUUCAGGUUCAACACUUCGACGGUGUUAACUAGCUUAUUGUCGAUUUAUAACACAAAAAUGGAAUUACCUGCCAUCAAAGCAGAACAUUUAUUUUUUAAUGUACGGCAUGCAACCCCCUCAUUCCUUGUUAAUGAUCACCCCGUCCUUAAAAAAAGGAGAAAAUAAUAUGUUUUGUAAAAUAUUUUCAAGGAUUUGCUGGUAUUGGAAGCUCAGGCUUGUAUGUGGAUUAGUGUGUAAGCCCCUGCUUAGAGGGGUGUGAUUACACAGGGACAGGAAACCGGGGCAUUGUACCUAUAUCAAAGUUAAAGCGGUGUAUUUAACUGGAAUGACACUGCAGCUGUCAGUUUCUCUCUAUCACGUUUUUUUAUACAAUAUUGAUUUGCCAUUCAAAAACUUGAACUGAUUAAUGCUAAUAUAUAAACUGCAUAUAUAUAUAUCUAUGUAUCUAAAUAUAGAUAUAUAUAAUUACGGAUGUUUUUUUUCUUCAAUAAAUUAAUUGAUUAUGUAUAGAUGAGCAACUAUUCUAAUGUAAAGGCUAUUUUAAAUAUUUUUAGAAUAGAUACAAGAGAAUUUGAGGUUGUGAUUGCCCCAUUUCUGUCUACGGCAGGAAUCUUAAGUUUUGUUAUAUUCUGUUGUUUUUAGUGCUGUUGACUUAUUUAUAUUCUCUUCGUCAAGCAUAUUGCUUUGUGUACAAUGUAAUUGCUGCUGCAUUUUUGAGAUUUUUACUGCCUUGAGUUUUGUGUAGAUGCACAAGUUUAUUUUUUAACAUGUUUUAUUGGACCGGGAUCCACAAA
Molecule: messenger RNA, 12452 nt
Organism: Gadus macrocephalus (Pacific cod)
Lineage: Eukaryota; Metazoa; Chordata; Actinopteri; Gadiformes; Gadidae
Gene: rapgef6
Product: Rap guanine nucleotide exchange factor (GEF) 6
Exons: 27
Coding region: 5302-9972 (1556 amino acids)
Biological process (GO): small GTPase-mediated signal transduction; positive regulation of ERK1 and ERK2 cascade
Molecular function (GO): protein binding; guanyl-nucleotide exchange factor activity
Source: RefSeq, a predicted model, not a curated record